Molecule: messenger RNA, 337 nt
Organism: Racocetra fulgida
Lineage: Eukaryota; Fungi; Glomeromycota; Glomeromycetes; Diversisporales; Gigasporaceae
Source: the annotation of a GenBank genome assembly
AUGGAUUCUCAAGAUUCUAGCUCAAGUCUUCAAAGAAAUAUGUAUACUGAUGAAAGCGACAAUGAAAAUAAUAAUGAUACAUCCUCUAUUACAAAUACAACAACUAAUACUAAGAAAAAAAGAAACAAAAGUAAAACAAGCUUUGUGUGGAAAUACUUCGAUGUAAUUGGAGAUAAAGACGUUUGUAAAGUUAUAGUAAAAAAAAAAUGUGAAGACAAAAAAUGUGGAAGUGAAUAUAUUUAUAACGGUUCAACAUCGAAUAUGAUUGCUCAUCUAAGAUCAUCGCAUAAUAUUGUGGAUAGCAAAAAACUAAAAUCCGAAACACAAAUACCAAAAG